AUGAUCUCCCUCCAGAACCAGUUCCGCCGCUCGCAGGACGACAUGGCCGAGAUGGAUCCCGAGACAAAUCAGCUCCUACCCGCGCGGAAGCGGCAGCAACAUCGAGUCCGCGUCCAGGGCCGAUUGGCCGUCGUCCGCAGCGUUUCCACCGUGAAUCUGCGGCCCGCGGCGUCGGUGCUGCCAUCCCCGGUCGCCGCGGGCGGGACGACACCCACAACCCCAAGAUUCGAGUCAGGCGUGGCAGGGAGCACUGUGCCGCCCGUCAAUGUGAGGAGGAGGAGAAGCUUGGAUGACGCGAGCAGCGACACCGAGGAGGAGCACGAUGUGAAGGAGACUGCGGUGAGGGAUCGCCAGUUCAGGGGCUACGGAAUCGGUGGCGCUGGAAACAUUAGACGACCGACCGAAGUCUACGGCGCAACGAAAUCCACCUCAUCACUAUCGAAGCUUUCUACAUUCUACUCCUCUGGGUCAUCCGAUGGCUCCGACAAGAAGUCGUGGAGUUUGCGGGAGAUUUUUGGACGCUCAGGGGACCGAAAAGGAAAAGGGGUCGCCGCGCAAUGA
This is a messenger RNA of Colletotrichum gloeosporioides, 561 nucleotides long. RefSeq lists its product as uncharacterized. The transcript is spliced from 2 exons. NCBI's taxonomy places the organism in Eukaryota, Fungi, Ascomycota, Sordariomycetes, Glomerellales, Glomerellaceae. The record is from RefSeq and is a predicted model, not a curated record. The coding region runs from base 1 to 561 and encodes 186 amino acids.